AUGACCUGGGCACAGAGACAUUUUGCAGACCUGAAGUCCAUUUACCUUCUGGGAACAGAAAAUACUACAAUGUAUUUUCUCAGCGGAGUAGCAGUGGAUCCAGGCAAAUUGUCAUUGGCGGACAGAGUAUUUCAAAAGAUUACUAGCCUUUGGGGAGUCGUGAUGGCUACAUCAAAGAAAAGUAGCAAGUUUCUUUUCAAUGAAAUUCAGUCCCUUGUCAGAGGGAAUGGAUGCUCGAACAAGCCGAUGGCACGUCUAUCACGUGAUUGUUCCUAUGCUCAGAAGAUUUCAGAGAGAGAAUGCGGAGCUCACUGCCAUUCUGCCAUACUGACCUUGAAGGCCCUGGGUUACCUGGUUUGCUCCUACUCCUAUCUCAGGAAAAACCAUUGGGAAUUGAUAGUCAUUCCUCAUCUCCUGUGCGAAGGCCUAGUUUUUUUAUAAGAAGCCCGUGGAAAAAGACAACCUUUUGCUUCUUAUUAUAGGAUCCGAAACACCUUCUCAGAUCGGCCGUGUUGAAUUCCGUUUCUUCUCCUACAGUGGUGGAAAUCUUAAAUUUUCGUCAGUCUGGAAUUGACAUAGGUUUAGGUCUUAAUACACUCAACGUUCAAAUGUCUGCCCUUUUAGCUCUCAUGGAGUGUGUGUUUCAUGAAGAUAUUAUGCAUUUCAUAAACAGUCAUUAAAGGACCACUCUAGGCACCAAGACAAAUUCAUUUUAAUGAAGUUGUCUUGGUGCCAGGUACCUCCUACUUUUUUUUUUUUUUUAAUACACUGCCGUUUCUGAGAAAAUGCAGUGUAUUUUUUUUCCCCUAUUCCCACCUCCAAUGGCUGUCUCUGAGACUAGUGCUUCCGCAAUCCUCACUGUUAGAAUCACAGUGAGCUGACGUCUAACGUUAUUCCCUUGUAAUGCAGGCAUCUCAGAUGUGAGCGCGCCUGCAUUAUAGCCUAUGCUGAGCUGUGAACGCGCCAGAACGCGUUCACAUCUCAGUUUUAUUCCUCGAGGGCAAGUGUGUGAGAGAGAAUCUCGCACUGAAGACAGAGUGCCGAAGAAGAAUGUUGUUUAGUUACAUAUAAAAACAUUAUAACAUAAAUGAAUUUUUAAAACAAUAUUUAUCUUCUUUUCAAUUUCAGAACGCCGAUUUUAGAAUCAUUCAAAGCGCAAUAGAAUUUGUGACAAAUUCAAAGUGGUUAAGGUAAGUUUUAAUUUGUCUAUAUUUUGGGGUAAAGUUUGCCUGGCUCUCUUUGUCUUAUUGUAUGCUUAUACAUAUAGGAUAAAGAGAUAUCUAUGCAAAAAAAGGUUCUGGUGCUGAAAUAUAUUUCUGUAUAUUGCCACAGUUUUACUGUUGCUCGGCAUGUGAAAAGUGCUGCCAUGAAUUUUACCUUUUCCUUUCUUGGGGCUGCAUUUUUCGCCUGCUGGUACACAGUCAAACUCACUUUUUUUCUUUCUUUUUUUUUUUUUUUAAAUGAGUAUUGUCUUGUGUUUUCAAUCUGUAUGUCCCAUUUUAGUAUGCUGUCUUUGGAGCGCAAGAAAAGAGCUGGCCGUUAUCUUGUGCUUCAGCGCAUGCAAGGCAGGCUCUUCUCCUGUGCUUGCUUUCCUUGCGGGCACACAUAAAAUGGCUGUGUCGCUGAACUCCAUUUCUGUAUAUUGCCACAGUUUCACUGUUGCUCGGCACGUGAAAAGUGCUGCCCUGAAUUUUACCUUUUCCUUUCUUGGGGAUGCAUUUUUCGCCUGCUGGUUCACAGUCAAACUCAUGCUUACGUAUCCAUCUAAUCUUAAACUUGAAUUUAAAUUUCUUUUUAAUAUAAUAUUGUUUUGUUUUUAUUUUCAGAUAA
Messenger RNA from Pelobates cultripes (western spadefoot toad), 1830 nucleotides. NCBI's taxonomy places the organism in Eukaryota, Metazoa, Chordata, Amphibia, Anura, Pelobatidae. The record is from the annotation of a GenBank genome assembly.